AUGCCUGUUAUUGCGGCAGGUGUGGUAAACAGACAGGGGAAUAUUAUUCUCUCGCGGAACUUCAAUGAAGUCUCGCGGAUUCGUAUUGAAGGUCUUCUCUCUGCAUUUCCACGCCUUUUGGAGUCGUCGGUAAACAAGCAGGUGACAUACAUCGAUGCCGGCACAGUACGGUACGUGUACCAGCCGCUGGAAGAGCUCUUCCUCGUCCUUAUCACGACGAAGAACAGCAACAUCGUUGAGGAUCUGGAAACCCUGCAUCUCAUGGGCCGUCUCAUCCCGGAGUUUGUCGACACGGUCACUGAGGCAACACUGGAAGCAAAGGCCUUUCGUGUAUUUUUUGCCUUUGAUGAGGUUAUUGUUGGAGGAAAGCGAGAGAACACAACGGUGGAGCAGAUCCGAACGUAUCUGGAAAUGGACUCCCACGAGGAGUUGAUGGUACGGGAGGAGAAAAGACUGCAGAUGGAGCGGGCGAAGAAGGAUGCGUCACGCAAAGCACAUGAGAUGCGAGAAAAGCGACGGAAGGGAAUGAACCCGUACAGCGGUAUCAGCUCGGAGGAUCCGGGCUACGGCGGCUUCGGCAACACGAGCGCACCAGUGAUAGUCAGUGGCGGUGGGGUUGAUUCUGCCGUUUUGACCCAUCAGUUUGAGGGCGUGUCGUCUGCCUUUACCACAUCCGCAGCAGCGCCAGCACCAAAGCGUGCGGGUGGGUUAACGCUUGGCCGUGCAAAGAAGGCGGAUAUCACGUCGCGUGUGUUGAAGGAGGCGGGGCUGCCUUCGCCCGCCCCGGCCACCGCCGCUGGUGCUGCCUCGUCCCAACAGCCCUCAUCGUUAACCGCAGGAGCAGGGGGAGGUGUGGAGUCGAAGAAGGGGGUUCAUGAGGGAACGGUGGAGGGUCUGCACAUUUUGGUUGAGGAAAAGAUUAGUGCGCAUCUGAACCGUGACGGGGAGGGCGGUGCGGUGGAUGUUCGCGGUGAAUUAUCCGUCCUUGUCUCCGACCACAGUUGGGCACCGU
Trypanosoma cruzi is the source of this 1012-nucleotide messenger RNA. Its product is annotated as coatomer delta subunit, putative. The annotation marks the transcript as partial. Gene Ontology annotation, biological process: endoplasmic reticulum to Golgi vesicle-mediated transport; retrograde vesicle-mediated transport, Golgi to endoplasmic reticulum; Golgi localization. Lineage: Eukaryota; Euglenozoa; Kinetoplastea; Trypanosomatida; Trypanosomatidae. Gene Ontology annotation, cellular component: cytosol; COPI vesicle coat. The record is from RefSeq and is a predicted model, not a curated record. The transcript has a single exon.